This is a messenger RNA of Carya illinoinensis, 699 nucleotides long. RefSeq lists its product as uncharacterized. The record is from RefSeq and is a predicted model, not a curated record. NCBI's taxonomy places the organism in Eukaryota, Viridiplantae, Streptophyta, Magnoliopsida, Fagales, Juglandaceae. Bases 1 to 699 code for a protein of 232 amino acids. The transcript has a single exon.
AUGGCGGGUAGUACCAACAAUGUAUAUCUUCAUUUAUCGGAUGCAACUGCUCUAUCCAGCCAAGCUGAUCUAACUGAGGGCAGGGUCGAAGUUCGCUUUGCCGGCGCUCGCUUCCAAAACUUAUGGCGAAGCAUCAUGAAUCGUAGCGGCGUCUUGGAUCCAUUCGAUUAUCACAUGAGCCCUCCGACCUCUACGUUUGUCAACCGCGUUCCUGCCUAUUUGUUCUCAUACCCGCAUCGGCACUUUCACUAUCUUUGGACUCAGAUCUCGUCGAGGCUUAUCGACCUUAUCGGUUUUGAAAAUCAGCAUCGCCUCCGCUUGGCCCGGAACAUAGCGUCCUUCGCGAUACGCCAGUUGGUGGCCGGCACCGAAGCUCGAGGGUCCCGGCCGGGGUAUUACAUCGUGGCCGAGGUGCGUAUGUUGCAGUCAGAAGUAUUGUUCGACGAAAUAUUGGAUGAUCAGGCUGAUCAGCAAUCGGCGAUCGAAAAGUUGAUCGAGAAAGGGAAAUUUGUUGCGAGCAAGGACGAUGAGGAUCAUGAACUGGGUACGUGCGGAAUAUGUAUUGAGGAUUUUUCAUCGUCGGUUGGAGCUGAGCUUCUUCGCAUGGAUUGCUCUCAUAUUUAUCAUCGAGAUUGUAUGUUGCCAUGGUUGGCCAAGUCCAACACGUGUCCAACAUGCCGAGCCAAACUGUACUGUUGA